AUAAAUAUAUUGUUGUCACCGCUCGGUUGGAUUCCGAUGUGAGUUCUGCUUUGGUAAAAGUUUGGGUAAACACUUUGCAAAGAUUCUUGUCUUACAGUUUAAACGCGCACUCCAAACUUCAUGAUAUGUUAGGUCAAAGUUACGACCACCAUUUUGUCGUUGGGGAUUUCGAGGCUUCUGUCAACAUCACUUUCCCCCAAAUCUUGAUGCUCCGAUGUAAAAAUGUCGGAGGCGGAGACGGGCGAAUGUUUAAGGGACGUUUCGGUGAGUUUAGGCGAGUCUCAGCAGGUUUACUCGGGGCUGCUGACCCUCGCCACGGCGUGCGGAGGACUAUGUGGAAUAUUAGCUGCUGCCCUUUUCUACGUCUUCUGCCUGAAGUCUCUCAUUCUGACGCGACAAGGUCUCAAUGCCAGGAGGCUCCUGGAGCCCGAGGAUGGAGACGUGGAAAACAUGACCAGCCAUCGUGGCAGCAACAGCAGAAAGGAAACUGCCACGACGAAUGACAAAAGAAAGCAGGCGCCUGUAAGUAGUGACGUGGCAGCAUUUGCAUCCAAAGCAAAAGUGGUGUACCCCAUCAACCAAAAAUACAGACCAUUAGCAGACGGCGCCUCCAACCCUUCACUACAUGAGUGCUCCAAGUCAGCAACAACGCCAAAGGAGGACUCGCCCUCAUCCUCCACAGACGAAGAGUCCCUGAGCCAAGAACUGGACAAUGACGACAGCAGCCAGUUCAUCUCCUCCUCAUCGGUACCCAAGAGCCUACAGAACCAGAGCUUCGUCAGGGUGUCCCACUACCCCGACACUCUGACGCAAACAGGCUUCGAAGCUCGGAUUAACCUCCACUGUUUGGCCCUGCGAGAUGUGCAACAGCUUCACUCUCAACUUCAAGAGGAAAAAUAUAUUAUAUACCUUCAAAUGGUGAAAAAGAUAUUUUGCAGCCGUUUUCCAAAAGACAAAAAUGACGCAGAUUUCUCCAAGCAAAUUCUUCAAAUGCAGCAAAAGGAAGUGGAGGAGUUGAGGAAACAGCGGCCAUGCGGCCGUGCCCCAAGUGAUGACAAUGCCGACGCUCCUUGUACUUUGGAGGAAAUAGAGAGAGCGCAAAAAGAUUUUCUCGAACGCAACCUUCAAAUGUCCAAAGAUUUGACCAAGUGUGUAGAAGAGCUCUGUCAGCAUGUGAUGAAGAAGACCAGCAGCUUCACGGUGAACGAAGCCCGUGACGCUACUGCCUCUCUCAGCGAUGCUCUUCUGUCGCUGGAGAAUCAUCUCAUGAAAGUACAAGAGGGAGAACUCAAGCGGAUCCACCAGAAGUUGUCGUGGUGGGAGGAGCUUACGGGGCUCCUCCAAUCCCAGCCGGCCUUGCUACAACAGGAAGUGUUUCUGAGGCAGGGUUUGGCGGCGACAACAUUGGAGCAGAUGACCAGCGAGGACGUUUUGACCUUCAGUAGCAUGGAGGCAGUACUCUCAGAGGUGCAGCACGCACUUUCUGAGGGCCUUCAACAGUGCAGAGAGGAUUACGCGAGCAAAACAAAAGAGUUGGUGAGGGAAAAGUGCAGCAAAAUGGAGGCCAAGCGAAAGAAGCUUUGCAGAAACCAAGCCAAGGAGAGGAGUCACGCACUGGAGCUGAGACAGACUCAGGGUGACCCACAGCAGCUGUCAAAGGAGUACCAGGAGCUCCUGUUAAAACAAAGGCAGAAGCUCGGUGACUUGGAGCUGCAGCAGGACGAGCGAAUGGCUGACAACCUCUGUAACCUUUGGACUAAACUGCGCUGCAGCUGGUCAAAGAGGCUCAGCGAGAAAGCCAAGGACAUCUUUUGCACAUCUCUUCUUGCUCAGUCCCAAGGGUCUGCCGAGCACUGUCAGACGCUGUGGCUGGAUGUGGAGCAUCAGCUGGCUGCACAAAAGGAGCAGCUGGAGAGGACCACCAAAUCGCAACUGGAUCAAAUGCAGGCUCAGCUGGAUCAGGAGCGACAGGUAUGGACUGAAUCAAUGGCUCUCAUGCAUGCCAGCCUCAAACGUCUGAGUAACCAGCAGAUGAAGAUUCUACGGACCAUGGUGGUCAGACAGAGCUACACACUUAAAAGCCAAGUGGGGACGCUGCUGGAGAAAAAACACGAGCACCUGCUGGUGUCCGUGCAGCGCCACUUCAUAGCCAGACACUUCUGCCUGCAAGUGCUCAAAGAGAUGAGGCUGGCCAAGCUGAAGGUUCUCUCUCGGACUGACUUUGGAGCUCUGCUGACACAGGACCCUGCCACGGUCCAGUCCUGUGUCCACUCCACUCUCAAGAGCAGCAGUGUGAGCCUAGCAGAGAGGCAUCUGGGCCCUGAGAGCCAACUGGUGACCCACAGUUUCCAGCAAGAGUUUUUGUCAGAGCUAGAAACUGGGACCGAGCUUCUUCAGAACCAUGCACAGCUGCUGCUAGGCAACGCCCUGAGCCACGCCAUCCUAGAGCAGAUGGAAGGCCAGGCCUCAGACUCACAAAGCAGCUCCAGAAAGGGUGAUGGCUUGAAGCACCAUCUUAUGGAGGCUGCAUCUGAAAGUGUGUACAUGACCAGAGAUUCUCUUGCCGCUCUCGUCCAGAGCUACUAUUCUCGCAUGCAGGAUAUUGCCAAGAAACUGCAUACACAGCAGCCAAACAGAAACCUUGACUCGGCUGAGCAGAACUCCGGCAGCAGUCUGCUGAGAGAGCUGGAGAACUGGGCAAGGAAACCCACCUCUGCUAAGUUCCAACAGAGAGUGGAGCUCCACAAAAGGAAGGCGUUAGAGCAGUGUGAUCUGAAAGCGGAGAUGGUGUGUCAGGAACUGAGACGGAGAAAAGUAGCCCAGGAUCAAAGCUUAGAAUGGACCAAUGGACAGCUCCAGGAGGCAGAAAGAAGCUUCAUAAGUGAGCUGGCAGCCUUGGCUCGGGUUUCUCUCCACAGUCCAGACUCAGAACCAGAACCCAGCCAUGAAGACCACAUGACAGGGGAGGGGAAUACCUCGCUCAUGGACCUUCUUGCCAGGAACCCAGCCUUAGAUCCAGCCUUGAAUCCAUCGCUGACUCCAACAGUCGUCGCCCCGCUCAUCAAAACAGCAAGCAAGAAGGAAAAAGAGCGCAAGUCUCAUCUCAGUUGACACCAGAUUUACAGCAAUAGUUUUGUCACUUUUGUCGUACUGUAAAUGCUCCAAAGACCACCGAGUCUCCUACAGUCCACAGGCACGCGGUCUACAAAAGCCAUUAGCCAUCUCUCAAGGACUCUAAUCAACACCUAGUCCAAAAACAUUUUAUCAAGAUGGCGGUAGUUGCAUUUAAAGUAUCAUGAGUAGCCAACAAGUCCAAAUAAAUAACUGUUAGUACAGUAUUAUGUUGUACAUCAGACAAUAAUGCUGGCUCCUCACCACUAUUACAACAUUAGUUCUGCAAUACUUGUUAAUAAACACUGGCCUUACUAUUUCCUCGAAUGAUUUACUUUGUUUAUCAUUACAAUUACCAACAGUCUAACGUGGCACGGUACUCUUGUGGCCAUCUCUGACCAACAAGAGAUAAAAACACUGCUUGAAGGACGUCAAUCUCCAAUAGUGCCGGCAAAAACUGCACUGCACUUGAAAUGAGCUCGACAUCGUAUUGGAGAAAG
Entelurus aequoreus (snake pipefish) is the source of this 3611-nucleotide messenger RNA. RefSeq names its product evC complex member EVC (gene evc). Gene Ontology annotation, biological process: smoothened signaling pathway. NCBI's taxonomy places the organism in Eukaryota, Metazoa, Chordata, Actinopteri, Syngnathiformes, Syngnathidae. The coding region runs from base 223 to 3111 and encodes 962 amino acids. The record is from RefSeq and is a predicted model, not a curated record. The transcript is spliced from 20 exons.